Messenger RNA from Girardinichthys multiradiatus, 2478 nucleotides. It is a transcript of the gene hinfp, whose product is annotated as histone H4 transcription factor. The coding region runs from base 307 to 1767 and encodes 486 amino acids. NCBI's taxonomy places the organism in Eukaryota, Metazoa, Chordata, Actinopteri, Cyprinodontiformes, Goodeidae. Gene Ontology annotation, molecular function: DNA-binding transcription factor activity, RNA polymerase II-specific; RNA polymerase II cis-regulatory region sequence-specific DNA binding. Gene Ontology annotation, biological process: anatomical structure development; regulation of transcription by RNA polymerase II. The transcript has 9 exons. The record is from RefSeq and is a predicted model, not a curated record.
UCCGAUUUACAGCGGAGCUGUUUCCGGCUGUCGCUGGAGUUCAACAGCAGUGCAGCUAAACCUCUUUCGCGGUACUGUCCUCGGAGCUGUUGACAGUCAAAUGAAUGAACGCCUCUAACAAUCUAUUACUGAGCAUGUUCUAUUAACCCGUGGGAUCAGUCCCGAGUGGGCUGUGGCGAUGGUGAUUGUCUUAGAGACAUGUGUUACACGAAGCUCUCUCUGUGUGGCAGCUAGCGUCCAUCAAAUGACAGGGUAAUGGUUCUCACUUAUCUUGGAGCUGAGACUAAAACGCCGACUUAGAGAGCGAUGCCUCCGAAUAAACGCAUACAAAAGAAAACACUCAAGGUGGAGUGUGAGUGGGCUUCCUGUGGAGAUUCUUUCAGCCAGAUGGAAAACUUCUGUAAGCAUGCUGAAGCUCAUCUCACUGAGGAAGAGGAGGCGGCGGAAGAGGAGAGAAACUGUCUCUGGAGAGACUGUGGUUUCUGCUCCGUGGAUGGCCCUGAGGAGCUGCGACGCCAUGUCCUGUUCCACUGUUACCACACUAAGCUGAAGCAGCUGGGUCAGCAGGUCCUGGACGCCCAACCAGAACUGGGUAGCUGCUCCAUUGCCCACCACAACCGCAACAUCAUCCCAGACAUCCCUGACAACUUUGUCUGUCUUUGGGAAGAAUGUGAGCAAGCUCCGUAUGAAAACCCAGAGUGGUUCUACCGCCACGUUGAAAUGCAUACCCUGUCCAUUGAAAUACCGACUGGUGAAUGGGAGUUCCCCAUACGCUGUGGAUGGAAAGAUUGCGAAGCUACCGCUAAAGGGCGGCCCAAGCUGCGGGAGCACCUACGCAGCCACACGCAGGAGAAGGUGGUGGCGUGUCCAGGCUGUGGGGGGAUGUAUGCAAACAACACCAAAUUCUUCGACCAUAUGAUUCGACAAAACGCCAUGGAAGGUCAGAGGUUCCAGUGUUCUCACUGCUCUAAACGUUUUGCAACAGAAAGACUCCUCAGAGACCAUAUGAGGACCCACGUGAGCCACUACAAAUGCCCGCUGUGCGACAUGACCUGCCCGUCUCCCUCUUCGCUGCGCAGCCACAUCAAGUUCCGCCACAGCAACGAGAAGCCGUACAGCUGCGAGUACUGUGAAUAUAGCUGUAAAAAUCUGAUCGACCUGCGUAAACACCUGGACACCCACAGCAGCGAUCCGGCGUUCCGCUGCGACGUUCCCGGGUGUGGCUUCACCUCUCGCACACUUUGCACCAUGAAGAUUCACCACCAGAAAGAGCACGAGGGGACUUUUGCAGCUCGCUACAAAUGUCAUGUGUGCGGCCAGUGUUUCACCAGAGGCAACAGCCUAACUGUCCAUCUCCACAAAAAGCAUCAGUUCAAGUGGCCCUCAGGACACCCCAGGUUCAGGUACAAAGAACAUGAGGAUGGCUUCAUGCGACUGCAGCUGAUUCGCUACGAGAGCGUGGAGCUGACGGAGCAGCUGAUGAGGGAAAAGCAGAAGAGGCCGGUGGAGGAUGACGACGAUGACAGCGGCCAUGCUGAGGAUCAGGAGCUGGAGGAGGACCCUGUAGCGGCAGCUGCUGCUGCUUCACAGGUGCAGGUACAACUUAGAGGGGUUCUGCUGGAGGAGCAGAGGACUGAGGAGUCCACAAUCAGAAGUGAAGAUGCUGGACAGGUAGAGGACAUGUUGUAUGUCCUAACAGGAGGGGAGGACUCUGUCAUACUGCAGCUUCAGGGUGCGGCGCAGCAACAAGGCGUGCAGGUAGACUAACUUGAUUCAGGACUAAUCGGCGGCGCUGUUUGUCACUUUGGAACCGUGUAAAUAGACUGCUCAACUGUUGGUGAUGUCUGAUGUUAAGAAAUGAAACUGAAUGACUAAAUCCCCAUUUUAGGCUAUGCAAGCUGUAUUAUGUGUUGCAUUUGUUAAUGAAGAUCAUGUUUACUGGUAUUUGAAGCUAUUUUUAUUUAUUCGGUAACAUAUUGAGACUUUGAUGCUCCCAACAUAUCAGCUACAACUUUUACAGCUAAAUCAUGAAAAACAAUCAUGAACUUGGUAUUGACCAGAGUGUUUGAAGUCCUGAGAAAAGUUUCAUGUUUGACUUGUUCCACAGUUUGAAUAAAGAUUUAACGCUUUUAUUACGUUUGCUUCUAGUUUUCCUCAAAGUACUUGCUGACAUAAUAGCAGUUCCCUUGCAUUAUUAAAGGCUGGAUUGAUAUGUAACUUUUUACAAAGUAGCGUUGCAUGGUAACUGAAUCUGUCUUAUAUCUUAUCUUAUAAUCUUAUAAUGCUUUUAUUUAACUGAGCUGGAUGUAAUUGGAGUUUAUUUUGAACUGUGCUGGAGAGCUUACACCAUUUAUGCAGGACUCAGGUAAAUAUUUCCAGCAAUUCUUUUGGAAACUAUUCCUUCUGUCCUUUAUUGCACUGUCUCCUACUGUCUGUCAAAAAGUACUGCAGCUUAAAAAUAAAAAGAUGCAAAUACAA